AUGCAAGCUAAGAGCAACAUUGUUAUUGAAAUGGAAAUGAUGAUAGAAAGCACAGAACAUUUAAAUAAUUUAAAAGGGGAUUCACAUAAGGAUUAAAUAACUUAUAUGAGUGGAUAGAACUAAUGUAUUAAACAAAAAGUCAGUUAGAUUGACUUAGAGUUCCAAAAGCUUUUAUUUUAGUUGAUUGAGACUAAAUUAAGUGAAAAUACAAUCUCAUAAGUAAGUGUUUCUAUUUAUUUAAAGGUUCAUGACUUGUUAAAAAGAUUAUCUAGUUCUUUAAUAAUAGAAAUUCCUAAAGGGCCUUAGAUUCUUUAAAGCCUCUACUUAAUCAUAUUAAUAAGAAAACCAACAAUCAAAAGAAAUUUUCCUUUUAGUCCAUUGUCUAUCAUCUUGUCGAGGAUCAAAAAGAUAAUCAAAAGAGUUAAAAAGUUAUUAUAAAGGAAAUUGAAUUGGAUUCAAAAAUAGAAUGAUAUUCAAAUAAAAUAGCAUUCUUCAUUUCAUUUAUACAAAUCCUAAUGUAAGAAUACAGAUAAUCAAAUUGAUUGUUUAACGAGGCAGCUAUCUUUUGAAUAAUACAAGGAACCUAUAUAUAAAGAAAUCACAAUAAUAUAGGGAUAAGGAUUAAUCAAAUUUUGA
Messenger RNA from Paramecium primaurelia, 636 nucleotides. NCBI's taxonomy places the organism in Eukaryota, Ciliophora, Oligohymenophorea, Peniculida, Parameciidae. The record is from the annotation of a GenBank genome assembly.